Molecule: messenger RNA, 1958 nt
Organism: Filobasidium floriforme
Lineage: Eukaryota; Fungi; Basidiomycota; Tremellomycetes; Filobasidiales; Filobasidiaceae
Exons: 7
Coding region: 109-1710 (533 amino acids)
Source: RefSeq, a predicted model, not a curated record
CAUCGACCAAGCUCUCCGCAAGACGGUGCGGACUGAUCGAUUAAUAUUAGAAUUAUAUCGAGAUAGACGACGAAGCCGCCAACAGCUGGUUUCAGCUGGCUCUCAAUCAUGUUUAGUUUCUCCCUGACAAUUUCCGGGUUUGGCACCGGUUUGACGACUACCCUUUCCCCAAUUCCAUCCAUCCCUUCUUCUCCGCCUGCGACAUUCACGAACACUUACGACUGCUACAUUUGCCGAGGAAUUGCUGCUGCCCCCGAUCAAGACCUGGACGAACGAGAUCGAUCCGACAUUGAUCGCCUGGGAGAAAGGUCACGCUACCAACUCUGCUCGAACCAUCAAUUUACCAAAACCCACAGCCACCACAACAUUGACCUCAAUCAGAGUACAUCCUUCACACUGGCGGGAGAACGAAGACAAACCGAUAUUAUCGACUCAACCCGAUCUUCCGCCAAAAACCACAAUAAACAGACCUUACAAAAUCCGGUCACAAUCGAUGAUAGUACCGCUGUUCAUUCUCCUUCCAGCUCGAAUCGUACCACUUCCUCAUGUGAUGGCGACCAGAAACACUGUCAAUCUGAUACCACUGAGAAGUCCCCUAUUCGACCCGAGAAGGAUCAAGCUCUCGUGAUCAAGCCCCAGUUAAAAUGGGACGGCUACGAUCUAUUCUUCGAUGCAACCCGUCUCGUCCGGCCAGGACUCCCUGGCCAUCUCAUUGCUGGUCCAGGGUGGUUCAUUCGGAUGCCAGAAGCCGCAGAAGGACAUCGGGAAGCACUGGUCGAGUUGAUCGGCUGUGCUCACUGGAAGCCGAGCAUUAGCGCUGAUGUAUCAUGGGAGACAUUUACCAAGGAGCCACUCCUCGAAUCACACAGUGCGGUCUCUUACGUCGACGAGACGCUGGCUGAAGACUGGUUCGAAACGGCUUGGCAGAAAUGGAUACCGUCGAGGCAUAUCCCUGGCCCUCCCUGGACAUAUGGCGAUUCGGUCAUGCUCGAACUUCUGGAGGAAACCUCUAUGAUCGACUUACCUCAUACGGAUCAUUGGUGCUACGAACGAGUGAUGUUCACAAGCGAUGCUUACCGAUUCGAGAUUGAGGAAGACGACGGUAUGGUUGCCGAACUCGAGCUCCUUGGGUCGCGAAAGACUGUACGCACUGCCGGUCACUUCUCCAUUCACCCACCCUCGCCCUUGGCCCGAGAGCUCUUGGUCAUCACCGGCAAAUUGUUAUGUUUCAUCGAAGACGACAAGAAGAACAUACGAAUGAUCGUCCUGAAACAGGGUCAUCGGCUUGCCACAAAGCCCAAUACAUCGCUCACCAUCUAUUCCAUCGAGCCUUCCGUCACCUUUAGUCGACAUUUCAGCACCUGGCGAUGGAUGCUAGAUACGAAGUGGAAUUCGAUUGGGAUCGAAGCUGUUCUUCUGAGCAUGUGGAUCCGCGACGAGAUCGAGAACGAAGGGGAUGGCGCGCUGGACUUCGAUGAACUGAUAUCCCUCUUGGACCUCAUCGAUAGCCUGAACGCCAAGACUACCGAACCCCAGGAUCGCUACCAGCGAAUUCUCGAGCGGCUCUGCAAAGCCACUUACAAGCAUGUCUCCAAGGAAUCCCGAGACAACCGCCGGCGCGAGCUGGAAGAGGCGCGGGCCGUCCAGCUAGUGGCUCAGCAACCAAAGGCCGAACAGCAAAUGGAGACGCCCUCGCCCAUGGACAAAUGAUGCACACGCCUACUAACAAUCUUUCGCAUCGUUUUCGCUGGCUCCCGCCAAACCAGCAACUUGCACAACGAACCGUUUCCCAUAACCUCUUUACGAAUGCCCUUCCUCCGCCACUUACGAAUCUCCUGCUCUCCCCUUACGAACAAUUACGCCCCUCCCCCCACGACCACCUUACGUAUUCUGCUCGCACACUUCCCCUUUGUCACUUUGUUAUGAAAGCCUCACGAACCGGGAGGACGACCCCGACG